Messenger RNA from Aspergillus pseudonomiae, 1018 nucleotides. RefSeq lists its product as uncharacterized. Bases 1 to 987 code for a protein of 328 amino acids. NCBI's taxonomy places the organism in Eukaryota, Fungi, Ascomycota, Eurotiomycetes, Eurotiales, Aspergillaceae. The transcript has a single exon. The record is from RefSeq and is a predicted model, not a curated record.
AUGAAAACUAUCACUAUUGUCGGCGCAACAGGAAACCAAGGCCUCUCCGUCGCAGACGCCUUCCUCCCAGUACCCGACUGGCACGUCCGCUGCAUCACUAGGAAUCCCUCGUCUCCAAAGGCACAAACACUCGCCUCUCUCGGUGCCAGUAUAGUCAAGGCGGACCUCAGCGACACAGCCUCUCUAGGUUCCGCCUUCGUCAACUCCAAUGUUAUCUUCGUCAACACAGAUUUCUGGGGGCCCUUCCAUACCACGGGAAGCUACGAAGCGGCCUAUGAGCAAGAGAUACAGCACGGCCGGAACGCCGCUCUCGCCGCCGCAACUGUGCCUACUCUAGACCGUUUUAUAUACUCCACGUUGGCACCGAUGAAGAAGCACUCUGGUGGGAAGUACCCGCAUUCGCACCAUUGCGACACCAAGGGGGAGAUCAUGGAGUUCAUUGAAACGCAGACGCCGGAACUAGCGCAGAAGACGUCCUACAUUAUCAUCGGUGCAUAUGCGACCAAUCCUCUUUUCAUGCCGAGAUGGGAUCCAGACAGCCAGAAGUAUCAGUUCAUCGUGCCGCUGAAGAAAGACCAGAAGAUGCCGAUCAUCGCCGCGAGACAAUCCACCGGGGCUUUUGUCAAGGCACUGGUUGAUGAACCUCCACGGACGAGGUUGCUCGCGUAUGAUAGUGAACUAACUAUUGGGAACAUUGUGGAGGUUUGGACCAGGGCUACCGGGAUUGAGGCUGAGCUGGUUGAGGUGGAGGCUGUAAAGAUGCAUGAGCAGCUUGGUAUUCCUUGGGAGAUCUUGGAUGCGUUUUUGUUUAUUGGGGAGUUUGGAUAUUCGGAUGGCAUUGAGGGUGUGAUUCAUCCAAGCCAGCUGAAGACGGAUCUGCAGACAGAGUCGUUCGAGGCGUGGUUGAAAAAGAGGAACUGGAAGGAGGUCUUGCAAGGGGGUGGGACGGAAUUGAAUAGUGUUGUAGGGAGUGCGCCGAGGUCGUGAUUGUUUCUACCAUUGUUUGAUCUACUAUUGC